AUUCAGUUUGCGACCACCUUAAAAACAACCUAAAGAAUACAAAGAAGCCACGUGAUUUCCUGUUAGCAUUCGAAGUUACAGCUAGCUAUCUGGAAACGCUGAUAAGAAUCGAUAAAGCUUCACUCUGUAAAACUUUAAUGUUAGUUAAAGAGCUAAAGGGCCACAAAAACCGGCAACAAAAGGAAAGAAGAGGAAAAGACUAAGUUAUCACAAACAGUCUAACAGCGGAGAAGCUCGUUUGAACAGCGGCUAACUGCUGCUAAUGAGAUAAUUAGAGUUUUUGGAGAGAAAGAAAAAGAAGAAGAAAAAAAAACAAAACAUCGCAGAGCACCAAGAAUAAGUUCGUGGUUUAAAAGAAGAGAAGAAAUAAGUCAAAGUGCUGGAUGCUGUUUUCAAGGCAGAAGCAGACAUGCAGCAGGUUUUACUGGGAAAAGAUGAUUAUGAUGAUGAUGAUGAUCUCCCUGAGCAACAGCAAAGGAAUCCAAAUCCAGACCAAAAUGACUCUGAGCUUCCAAACAUUAAGGAGGAACAGGAGGAAUUCUGGAGUGAAGAUGAAGAAAAUCCACAUUCAUCACAGCUUCAUCAAAGCCAAAGAGAUGAGAGCACAGAAGUGGAGCUUCUUUCCAGCAACUCAACUGAGCACAGAACAGUGAAAAUAGAAGUUGAUGGAGACGACUGUGAAGGAUCAAAACCAGACAGUGAAUCAGGUCCAUGCAGUCAUUUACGACCCGGUACUGAUGGUAUGCAGAAGUUGUUGGUGAUUAAAAAAGAAAGUCUACCUGAACACCAGGAGAGGAAUUUGAGUGCUGACCAGGACAUUAAAGAGGAGCAAGAGAAACUUUGGAUCAGUCAGCAGGGAGAGCAGCUUCACCAACUGGAGAAGGCUGAUAUCACUAAGCUCCUUUUCACUACUGUCACUGUGAAGAGUGAAAAUGAUGAUGAACAACUGGAGACAUCACAGGUUCCUCAAAGCCAAAGUGAUGAGAGCACAGAGGCUGAGCCUGUAGCCAGCAGCUCAAAUGUACACAGAACACUGACAGCAGAAGCUGAUGGAGAGGACGAUGGAGGACCACAACCAGCCAGCAACUCAGGUCCAUAUAGUCGUUUACAACCAGAUACCAAUGCUGGGCAUUCAGACAGUUCUAGAACUGAGACUGACAACAGCUGUGAAUGGAACGAGACAAGAGAACUUUAUUCAGGCUUUAAGCUGAAGACAAAUAGCAAUGGCUCUCUUAGUAAAAGCAAGUGUAUUAUUACUAAGAAACAUUUUAAUUUCUGUCGGUGUGGAAAACCAUGUGGUCACAUGAUCUAUACACAGCAACACACAGAAAUGCAAACAAGUGAAAAACCAUUUGGCUGUUCUGAGUGUGGUAAAAGUUUUAGCUACAAGAGUAGACUAAUCACACAUAUGCAAAUUCAUACAGGAGAGAAACCAUUUGUAUGCUCUGAUUGUGGUAAGAGAUUUAGACAAAAAGGCACUCUAGUCAGACAUGUGAACAGUCAUAGAGGACACAAACCAUUUGGUUGUUCUGAGUGUGAUAAAAGAUAUGGACAAAAAGAUGAUUUAAUCAAACACAUGAGAAUACAUACAGGAGAGAAACCAUUUGUCUGUUCUGAGUGUGGUACAAGUUUUGGACAGAAGGGCCAUUUGUUGGGACACAUGAUAAUUCAUACAGGACAGAAACCAUUUGGCUGUUCUGAAUGUGGUAAAGGAUUCGGACGUAAGAGCAAUCUGAUUGCACACAUGGCGAUUCAUACGGGUCAUAAACCGUUUGGCUGUUCUAUAUGUGGUAAAAGAUUUGGACAUAAGGGCCAUCAGAUCAAACACAUGAGAAAUCAUACUGGACAGAAACCGUUCGCCUGUUCUGAAUGUAGUAAAAGAUUUGGGCAGAAGGGUGACCUGAUCAUACACCUGAGAAUGCAUACAGGACACAAACUAUUUGGCUGUUCUGAAUGUGGUAAAAGAUUUGUACAUAAGAGCCAUUUGUUCACACACAUGAGAAGUCAUACAGGGGAGAAACCAUUUAGCUGUUCUGAGUGUGGUAAAAGAUUUGGAUUAAAGUGCCGUUUGCUCUCACAUAUGAAAAUUCAUACAGGUGAGAAACAGUUUAGCUGUUCUAAGUGUGAUAAGCGAUUUAGAAGAAAGACUAAUCUGAUAGCACAUAUGAGAAUCCACACAGGUGAGAAACCAUUUAGUUGUUCUCAGUGUGAUAAAAAGUUCGGAAGAAAGGGCCAUCUUACUACACACAUGAAAAUACAUACAGGAGAAAAACCAUUUGCCUGUUCUGAGUGUGAUAAAAGUUUUGGAAGAAAAGGCCACCUGAUAUCGCACAUGAAAAUACAUACAGGAGAAAAACCAUUUAGCUGUUCUGACUGUGAUAAAAGAUUUGGAAGAAAGGGCCAUCUGAUCAAACACAUGAAAACUCAUUUGGUCCUUAGACCUUCAUAUGUAACUUAAUCACAUACA
This is a messenger RNA of Thalassophryne amazonica, 2467 nucleotides long. Its product is annotated as zinc finger protein 260-like. The coding region runs from base 410 to 2458 and encodes 682 amino acids. NCBI's taxonomy places the organism in Eukaryota, Metazoa, Chordata, Actinopteri, Batrachoidiformes, Batrachoididae. The transcript has 4 exons. Gene Ontology annotation, molecular function: RNA polymerase II cis-regulatory region sequence-specific DNA binding; DNA-binding transcription factor activity. The record is from RefSeq and is a predicted model, not a curated record. Gene Ontology annotation, biological process: regulation of transcription by RNA polymerase II.